AUGAUGAGGUGGCCUAUUUGUGGACCAAAAUUAUCUUUAUGUUUUUCGAUUAUAUCAGUUUGGGGUAUUAUACAAUUUAUAUUAAUGGGUAUAUUUUUUUAUGUUCAAGCUGCACCAUUAUUAGAUGAGUUUGAGUUUAAAAAUGAACAAAACAACAAAGAAUCGUUUGAAAAUGAUAUUAAACAUGCAUUUCAUCAACGUGCAUAUAAUUGUUGGAUAGCAGCAUUUCUUUAUGUUGGCUUAUUAAUAUUUGCUGGUUCACAAUUUAUGACAAAUCAAAAUCGAUCAUCAGGAUCAAAUAUUUCAACAUCCAUGGCAUCACCAUUUCUUGGUAUAACAACAGAAGAGAAUGGUUUUAAUCGACAAUAUGGAAUGCAAUUUCAUGAUGAACAGAAUAAUUAA
This is a messenger RNA of Rotaria sp. Silwood2, 402 nucleotides long. Lineage: Eukaryota; Metazoa; Rotifera; Eurotatoria; Philodinida; Philodinidae. The record is from the annotation of a GenBank genome assembly.